UACCCAUUAACCCCAACAUGAACCCUACCUUCAUCACCUUCUUCCUCCUCUCCUUCCUCACCCUAACCCUAGCCCAACUCUCUUCUCCUCCUCCACCUUCCACCACACCAAUCCCUCCCUCCACCGCCUGCAACUCCACUCCCGACCCCUCCUUCUGCCGCUCCAUCCUCCCCCAUAACGGCUCCCAACCCCUCUACUCCUACGGCCGCUUCUCCCUCUCUAAAUCCCUCGCCAACGCCUACAAAUUCCUCUCACUCAUCGAUCGCUACCUUGGCCGCAGCUUGUCUCUCCCCACGCCGACAACCCGCGCUCUCGAGGACUGCCAUCUGCUCGCCGGCCUCAACAUCGAUUUUCUCGCCUCCGCCUGCUCGGCUCUUAACUCCACUUCAACGGCUCUCCUCGACCCCGAAGCCGAGCAGCUCCAAACCCUCCUCUCCGCGCUUCUUACAAACCAACAAACUUGUCUCGAGGGGUUGGAAGAUGCGGACAAGGCCAACGCCGCCGCCGGAAUUCUCGCACCUUCGAUUGUGAAUGGAACGAAAUUCUAUAGCGUUUCGCUCGCGCUGUUCACCAAGGCUUGGGUCUCUAAUCGGAGGAAGUCAAAGAAGUCGCCAUUGAUAAAGCGCUUAGCUACGGUCUUUCAUCCGACGGCGGUGAGGAGGAACCUGCUUUUUCAUGAGGUAGAAAUCGGCAGCGACGGCGAGCUUCCGCUGAGAAUGUCGGAAGCAAACCGAGCGGUGGUGGAGCGCCGGACGGGGCGGCGGUUGCUGCAGUCGUCGGAUUCAGUUCUCGUGAGCGCGACUGUGGUGGUGAGCCAGGACGGGACGGGGAAUUUUACCACCAUAAGCGAUGCGGUGGCGGCGGCGCCGAACAAAACAGACGGCAGCGACGGUUAUUAUUUGAUCGUCGUGAGCGCCGGCGUGUAUUCGGAAUACGUGACGGUGCCGAAGAAUAAGCGUUAUAUCAUGAUGAUCGGCGAAGGGAUUAAUCGGACGGUUGUGACCGGGAAUCAUAACAACGUUGAUGGCUGGACCACCUUUAACUCGGCUACUUUUGCCGUCGUAGGCCAAGGCUUCGUGGCCAUCAACAUGACCUUCCAAAACACCGCCGGCGCCGUAAAACACCAAGCCGUCGCCCUCCGAAACAGUGCCGACCUCUCCACCUUCUACCACUGCAGCUUCGAGGGCUACCAAGACACCCUCUACACCCACUCCAUGCGCCAAUUCUACACCCAAUGCGACAUCUACGGCACCGUCGACUACAUCUUCGGCAACUCCGCGGUCGUCUUCCAGAACUGCAACAUGUACUCCAGACUUCCCAUGCAGGGCCAGCAGAACACCAUCACCGCACAAGGCCGCAUCGAUCCGAACCAGAACUCGGGGAUUUCGAUCCAGGGCGGCGGCUUCCUCCCCUCCGACGAUCUCGCGGCGGACAAUGGCUCCACCCAGACGUACCUCGGCCGGCCGUGGAAGCAGUAUUCGAGGACGGUGAUAAUGAGGGCGUUUAUGGGCGGGUUGAUCGAGCCGGCGGGGUGGCUGGAAUGGGAUGGGGACUUUGCGCUGGGGACGUUGUAUUAUGCGGAGUAUGAUAAUAGUGGGCCGGGCUCGGACACGAGCGGGCGGGUGGGUUGGGCCGGGUAUCAUGUGCUGAGGAAUGGGAGUGAUGCGGCGAAUUUUACGGUGAGCAAUUUUAUAAUGGGAGAUGAUUGGCUGCCGAGGACGGGGGUGCCGUACAGCGGCGGGCUGGUUUGAGGGAUUUUUUUGUUUUU
Messenger RNA from Phalaenopsis equestris, 1768 nucleotides. Its product is annotated as probable pectinesterase/pectinesterase inhibitor 20. The transcript is spliced from 3 exons. The record is from RefSeq and is a predicted model, not a curated record. The coding region runs from base 18 to 1751 and encodes 577 amino acids. Gene Ontology annotation, molecular function: pectinesterase inhibitor activity; pectinesterase activity. Lineage: Eukaryota; Viridiplantae; Streptophyta; Magnoliopsida; Asparagales; Orchidaceae. Gene Ontology annotation, biological process: cell wall modification.